CUUUAAGAAGCUUCUUAUUUGAAGGUUAGGGGAUGUAAAGAAGUGGCCAUCCCACGCAUAUUAUGUACUCGUUCGGUAGAUAACCAAAAUAUUAACAAGUUGACUCAUCAGAGCUUCCAUUUACCAAGCGUAUCCUGUAUGUGGGGCACCGUGUUAAGUGUUGUGCAGGAACUAAUCUUACAGUGACCCUGUACGGUCAGUAUUCGCAGUUGCAUGGACGAGGGGGUGGAAGCUGAGAGUGACUGGUUUACGCGAGGCCUCACAGUGAGUUAAGGGGAACUAGGAGCUAAGGUGCAAACCUGGGUUUGACUCCAAAGCCUGUAUUCAUAACUACAGGAGAACGAGUUUUAUUUUUGUUGUGGUUUCCUUUUCCAGACUCUGUUCCUAAACACAGGCAUAGAAGAGUUGAGAGGUGGUGUCAGAAGACACCUAGGAUCUCCUCCGAUUCUGAGUGUUGAUGGUUAAAUAUUAUUUCUUUCCUUUGCACCAGUCACCCUGCCCCACGCUAUGCUGUAAAGCUGGCUCGGCACACUUUUUCUGUAGAGGGCCAGGUAAUAUUUUAGGCUUUGCAGCCCAUACUUAACUCUACCACUGCAUCCACAGACAACUUGUAGACAGUGAGCAUGGCUGUGUUCCAAUACAAUUUUAUUUACGGAAAUGACCUGUUUUGGCCCGUGGGCUGUACUUUGCCAAUCCCUGCUCCAAAGCCACUUUCCACAGUACACACCAGUGGUCCUUCUUGGUCUCCUUAGGGCUUUGGCUAGCUGUUCAUACAUUUCUGUUUGUAAUUCAUAGGCUUUAGGUCAAGUGCUUUGGGAUGGCCUGUGUUUCCCAUUGAGGGAUGCCUCUGAAGAGGAAAUGUGCUCUCCUGGCCUGCGUGGGGGACCGUGAGUGACCCACCUUAUGACCCACUGGCCCCCACUGGCAGUUACUGCAGAGAGAGAGACACACGCAUGCAUAAGGAGGCCUCUUUGGGAGGAAUUUUGUUGUCAGAGGCUAAAAGGAGGUUGUCAUAAUUGACUUUAAGCAGCAAACAGUAAAACACUGAGCUCUUCAGCUCCACCUUUCUUGCUCUGAGAAUUGGAAAACCAAGAAGGUUUUGAUGUUUUGUGUGGCGCCACCUGAAUCAGAAGCCAAGAUGAACAUAACCAAAGGGGGUCUGGUGUUGUUUUCGGCAAAUUCUAAUUCAUCAUGUAUGGAGCUUUCAAAGAAAAUCGCUGAGCGGCUGGGGGUGGAGAUGGGCAAAGUGCGGGUUUACCAGGAGCCUGACAGAGAAACAAGAGUACAAAUUCAAGAGUCUGUGAGGGGGAAAGAUGUUUUCAUCAUCCAGACUGUUUCAAAGGAUGUGAACACCACCAUCAUGGAGCUCCUCAUCAUGGUGUACGCGUGUAAGACCUCCUGUGCCACAAGCAUCAUCGGCGUGAUCCCCUACUUUCCUUACAGCAAACAGUGCAAGAUGAGAAAGAGAGGCUCCAUCGUUUCCAAACUGCUAGCUUCCAUGAUGUGCAAAGCUGGUCUGACUCAUCUUAUUACUAUGGAUUUACACCAGAAGGAAAUUCAGGGCUUCUUCAAUAUUCCUGUUGAUAAUUUAAGAGCAUCUCCCUUCUUAUUACAGUAUAUUCAAGAAGAGAUCCCGGAUUACAGAAAUGCAGUGAUCGUGGCCAAGUCUCCAGCCUCGGCUAAGAGGGCACAGUCUUUUGCUGAGCGCCUGCGCCUGGGCAUCGCGGUGAUUCACGGAGAAGCGCAGGACGCCGAGUCCGACCUGGUGGACGGGCGGCACUCCCCGCCCGCGGUCAGGAGCGCCGCCGCCAUCCACCCCAGCCUGGACAUCCCCAUGCUGAUCCCCAAGGAGAAGCCCCCGAUCACAGUGGUCGGUGACGUGGGAGGAAGGACCGCCGUCAUUGUGGACGACAUUAUUGAUGAUGUGGACAGCUUCCUCGCUGCGGCAGAGACCCUGAAGGAAAGGGGUGCGUAUAAGAUCUUCGUGAUGGCGACUCACGGCUUGUUAUCCUCCGACGCCCCUCGACUGAUCGAGGAAUCUGCCAUCGAUGAGGUGGUGGUUACCAAUACAAUUCCACAUGAAAUCCAGAAGCUCCAGUGCCCCAAAAUUAAAACUGUGGAUAUAAGCAUGAUCCUUUCAGAAGCCAUCCGUCGGAUUCACAAUGGACCCUGCACGUUCUCGACGCGUAGUCACUUGACUGCAGCAGGAGAGGAAUUGGAACACCAGCUGUGAGCCACUGGGGCAGGUCAGGAGUUGGCAUGAGCAGCCAUUUGCAUCUUGGCGUGGCUCCUUGGCGUGGCAUCUUUGUUCUGCUCCUUGUUUAAACAAAAUGCAGCACUGCAUGCUCUGGAAAAUGAGAUGCUGGCAGGGAGGGGGUUACGGAGGGCAAGUGAUGUGACCCUUGUCAGUGUCAAGCAUCUAGCAUUGUCUGUCAGAGUUCAGAACUCAGAACUCUACCUUAGAGUUUAUCAGGUUGGGAGACACUGGGGUCCCAUGAGUUAUGCCACUAAGGUCAUGUAAUGGCAGUCCCCUCCAAUUCAUGCAGGAAAGAAUUAAGACUUCCUUAAAAAGAAAAAGAUUACUCUUUCUUCCAAAAAACCUUAAACCUUUGCUUUCUGAGUGCAUGCUCAGAAAAGACCUGGGAAAGCCUUUAAGCUCGCUCCUCUGGCUGCCCUUGAGGUUCUGUGUAAGCAAGAAGUGAGGGCCAAGGCAGGGUUGUAAAUUUUCUGGCUAAGUGUUGAAGGCAUGCCCCAGGACACACAGCCCAUCUACGGACUAGGAGAGGUGUUCUCUCUCUCUCUCUCUUUUUUUUUUUUUUUUUUUGGUUUCAGGGUUUUACGGAAGUGUGUGAUGACUCACUAGCUGACUGUCCAGAGAUUUCAGUUGCCACAAACAACAAAGAACACAGACUUUACAAAAUCAGUUUUGAAAAGCCACUAUGCAAACAAACCCUGUGGAGGGAGGAGAAUCUGAUUUCCAGACUUUCACAUUAUAAUAUUUAAAAUAGCAGUUUUCAACAACAAGAAAAAAUUCCGAGGCAUGUAAAGAAACAAGGUUGGGCCCAUACAUGGGGUCUUCCUUGAGGAAGCCCAGACUUUGGACCAACUAGACAAAGACUAAGUCAACUAUUUUAAACAUGCUCAAGAGCAAAAGGAAAUCAUGGGAAUUUUGUCUCACCAAAUGGAGAAUAUCAAUAAGGAGAGAGAAAUAAUAAAAAUGAACCAUGCAGAGAGGAUUUGAGGAAGAUGGUAGAGUAGGAAGCACCAGGAAUCUGUCUCUCCACCUAGACAGUUGCAGUGGCAAAUACAUCUGAUGAUUUUGGAAUUCUGGAGUCUAUUGAAGGUUUGCAGUUUCCAGGGGAAGUGUUGGACGGUAGAUUAUAGCUAAUUUUGGUCAAAACCAGCUCUUAGUACAGUUGGAGAUACCUGGCCCCCGCUCCCAGCCCUGUGGCAGGCAGCUCUGCACACGUUCCUGGAGUAGUCUGCACCAGCUUGUGGGAGCCAGGAUAGGCAAAAAGGCCCCCUCCUCCAGAUAGCAGGGAUUUGUGCUCUGAUAGCUGAUAUCAGCUUCUGAUCACAGAAGUGCAAAGAGGCUGGUAGCUGUUGUUACUUCACCUCCCCCAUUGUUGCAAGCUCCUCCUCCUCCAGUUGAAGAAGGAAUAGUGCCUAACUCAUGCUAUGAGGCCAGCAUUACCCUACUACAAAAAACAAAGACAUUACAAGAAAAAUAAAGCAAAGUCCAGUAUCUCAAGAACAGGUGCAGAGAUCCUCAACAAAAUAUUAGCAGAACAAUUCCAACAAUGUAUAAAAAGAAUUAUGCAUAACCAAGUGGGUUUAUCCCAGAUAUGCAAGGCUGUCUCAACAUUUGAAAAUCAACUCGUGUAAUCCAUCACAUCAGCAGACUAAAAAAAGAAAAAUUAAAUGAUUAUAUCAAUUGAUGCAGAAAAAUCAUCUGACAAAAUCCAACAUCCAUUCAUGAUAAAAACUGACAUAGAAGUAGAGAGGGAAUUUCCUCAUCUUGUUAAAAGAUAUCUUCAAACAACCUACAGUGAACAUCAUACUUAGUGGUGAGAAACGAGAAGCUUUCCCACUAAGAUCAGAAAUAAGGCAAGGAUGUCUCCUCUCAUCACUCUUUUUAAACAUUGUACUGGAAAGCCAAGCUAAUGCAAUAAGACAAGGAUUUAAAAGGUACACAAAUUGGGAAGGAAGAAAUAAAACUGCUUUGUUCUCAGAUAAUCAUCAAUGUAGAAAAUCUGAAAGAGUAAAAAUGCCUCCACCCCAACUCGGAACUCAUAAGUGAUUAUAGUUAGAUUGCAGGAUACAAAGUCAAUCGGUUUUCUAUAUUACCAGCAAUGAACAAGUGGAAUUUGAAAAUAAAAAUACAAUACCAUCUACAUUAGCACCAAAAAUAUGACAUACUUAGGUAUAAAUCUAACAAAACGAUGUAUAUGAUCUAUAUAAGGAAAACUGCAAAACUGAUGAAAAAUCAAAGAACUAAAUAAAUGGAGAGAUAGUCCAUAUUCAUUGAGAGGAAGACUAAUUGUCAAGAUGUCAGCUCUUUCGAACUUGAUCUAAAGAUUCAGUGCAAUCCCAGGGACUUCCUGGUGGUGCAGUGGUUAAGAACCCAACUGCCAGUACAGGGGACAUGGGUUCAAGCCCUGGUCUAGGAAGAUCCCACAUGCCGCAGAGCAACUAAGCCCAUGCACCACGCUUACUGAGCCUGCGCUCUAGAGCCCACGAGCUACAACUACUGAAGCCCGCGCACCUAGAGCCCGUGCUCUGCAACAGAGAGAAGCCACCGCAAUGAGAAGUCCACGCACCGCAACGAAGAGUAGCCCCCGCUCGCCACAACUAGAGAAAGCCCGUACGCGGCAACAAAGACCCAGUGCAGCCAAAAGUAAAUAAAUAAAUAAAUAAAAAGAUUCAGUGCAAUUCCAAUCAAAAUCCCACCAAGUUAUUUUGUGGAUUUUGACAAACGGAUCCUAAAGUUUACGUGGAGAGAUAGAAGACUCAGGAUCACCAAUACAAUAUUGAAGGAGAAGAGCAAGGUUGGAGUAUUCACACUACCCCACUUCAAGACAACUCUAAAACUACCAUAAUCACAAGUGUGGUAUUGUUGAAAGGAAAGACAUAUAGACCAAUUGAACAGAGCACCCAGAAAUAGACCCACACAUAUAUAGUCAACCAGUCUUUGACAAAGGAGCAAAGGCAACAUAGCGGACCAAAAAUAAUCUUUUCAACAAGUAGUACUUGAAUAGCUGGAUAUUCACAUGGAAAAAAAAUGAAUGUAGACUUAAGUGUAAAAGUCAAAAACAUAAAACUCCUAGAAGAAAACCUAGAUGACCUUGGUAUGGCAGUGACUUUUUAGAUAUGACACCAAAGGGAUGGUCCAUGAAAGAGGUAAUUGAUAAACUGGAAUUAACUAAAAUUAAAAACCUUUGCUCUGUGAAUUGCACUGUUAAGAGAGUGAAAGACAAGCCACAGACAGAAAAAUCUUUGGAAAACGCUUAUCUGAUAAAAGACUGGAAAAAAGAACAGUUAAAUCUCAAUAAUAAGAAAACAAUAACCCGAUUAAAAAUUGGGCUGAAGACCUUACAGACACCACCAAAGAAAAUAUACAGAUGGCAAAUAAGCGUAUGAAAAGAUGCUCUCUAUCGUAUGUCUUCAAGGAACUAAAAAUUAAAACGAGAUACACUACACACUUAUUAGAACGACCAAAAUCUGGAACACUGACAACGCCAAAUGCCGACAAGGAUGUGGAGCAACAGGAACUCCGUCAUUGCUAGUGGGGACGCCAAGUAACCACUUUGGCAGAAAACUAAACACACUUUUACCAUGUUAUCCAGCAGUCAUGCUCCUUGGUAUUUACCCAAAGGAAUCAAAAACAUGUCCACAUAAAAACCCGCACAUGGAAUUUUAUAGCAGUUUUAUUCAUAAUUGCCAAAACUUGGAAGCAAUCAAAAUGUCUUUCAGUAAGUGAGUGGAUAAAUAAACUGUGGCACUUCCAGACAGUGGAAUAUUAUUCAAGCAGCAAAAAGAAAUGAGUUCUCCAUGAAAUGAUGUGGAGGAAACGAAAAUGAAUCUUAUUAGACAAUCUGAAAAAGCUAUAAUACUGUAUGACUCCAACUAUAUGACAGUCUCUAUGGAGACUAACAAGAUCAGUGGUUGCCAGGGGUUGGUGGGGGGAUGGAGGGAGGACUAGAGAGAGCACAGAAGAUUUUCGUGGCGGUGAAAAAUACUCUGUAUGAUACUAUAAUGAUGGAUAUAUGUCAUUAUACAUAUGUCUAAACCCAUAGAAUGUACAACACCAAGAGUAAACCCUAAUGUAAACUGUGGACUUCGGGUGGUGGUGAUGUGUCCAUGUAUGUUCACCAAUUGUGACAAAUGUACCACUCUGGUGGGGUUGCUGAUAAUGGAGAGAUUGUGCAUGUUGGGGGCUGGAGCCAUGUGGGAAAUCUCUGUACCUACUGCUCAGUAUUGCUGUGAACUUAAAACUGCUCUAAAAAAAUAAAGUCUUUAAAAAACAAAAAAACCUAGAGUGGUUUG
Physeter macrocephalus (sperm whale) is the source of this 6546-nucleotide messenger RNA. RefSeq names its product phosphoribosyl pyrophosphate synthetase associated protein 2 (gene PRPSAP2). Gene Ontology annotation, biological process: purine nucleotide biosynthetic process; 5-phosphoribose 1-diphosphate biosynthetic process. NCBI's taxonomy places the organism in Eukaryota, Metazoa, Chordata, Mammalia, Artiodactyla, Physeteridae. Gene Ontology annotation, molecular function: magnesium ion binding; ATP binding; ribose phosphate diphosphokinase activity. The record is from RefSeq and is a predicted model, not a curated record. Gene Ontology annotation, cellular component: cytoplasm; ribose phosphate diphosphokinase complex. The transcript has 13 exons. Bases 1103 to 2233 code for a protein of 376 amino acids.